AUGACACAGGCAACUGGGGGAAUGGCAAAUGUAAUACAUUCCCUCCCGUACCAAGCUGCGUGGCUAAAUGGCAUAGCCAUAGCCUUCUUCUUACUGAAUGUUCUUCUUUUCGUCAUGAACUGUGUUUUGGCAACACUGCGCUUUCACUGGCGCCCAGGGACCUUGGUUCAUACCUUCACCGACCAGACAGAAUCACUGUUCAUACCGGCAUCCGUUGUUUCGUUUGCCAUCAUAUGCAUCAACAUUUGCCAGUUUGGUGUUCCGUAUGUUGGGCCAUGGCUCCUGAGGAUUAUGCAAAUCCUAUUCUGGUCGUAUACAGCGAUGAGUAUGCUGGCUAGCGCCAUCAUAUACAUGGUUCUAUGGUCUACAUUAGCCUUCCCCAUCCACACUAUGACGCCAACCUGGGUCUUCCCAGCCUAUCCUCUACUUCUCACUGCGCCCUUCGCCUCAAACCUCAUCAUGGCCGCAUCCCAGACGAAUCAGAAACAGGUCGUCUUGAACAGAACGGCGAUUGCGCUCUCUGCUCUGGCCACACAAGGUGCAGGAUGCUUGAUCGCCUUCAUGAUCUCAGCCGCCUUUAUCUAUCGAUUAAUGACACAGAAGCUGCCACGCGACUUUCAGCGGCCUGGUGUGUUCAUCUCCAUCGGGCCAUUUGCAUUCACGGUUGCCGGCAUAGUUCUGCUGGGAAGCCAAGCCGACCAGAUCUUGCCUCAAGGAUUCUUAGGCACCGACCUAGCCGUGCCAAUUAUCAAGGUGCUCUCUGUUAUGAUCGGAGUGUGGCUCUGGGGUCUCUCGGUGUGGUUCUUUGUCGUCUCCGUCGGGUCGUUAUGGAAGUUUGUGCGGCCAGCAAAGAAGAUGCCUUUCCAGAUGACGUGGUGGUCGUUUGUGUUUCCCAACACUGCGCUCAUAACUGCCACUGCAGCCCUUGGAAAAGUGUUCCAGAACUCUGGACUUCAGAUUUUUGCGUGUGUCAUGGCUGCAGGAUUGAUUGUGGUAUGGGUUGUGGUGUUUGUGACCAUGUAA
Colletotrichum aenigma is the source of this 1023-nucleotide messenger RNA. RefSeq names its product Malic acid transport protein (gene mae1-0). Bases 1 to 1023 code for a protein of 340 amino acids. The record is from RefSeq and is a predicted model, not a curated record. Gene Ontology annotation, biological process: malate transmembrane transport. Gene Ontology annotation, molecular function: malate transmembrane transporter activity. Gene Ontology annotation, cellular component: membrane. The transcript is spliced from 8 exons. Lineage: Eukaryota; Fungi; Ascomycota; Sordariomycetes; Glomerellales; Glomerellaceae.